Messenger RNA from Eleginops maclovinus (Patagonian blennie), 7662 nucleotides. RefSeq names its product solute carrier family 35 member D3 (gene slc35d3). The record is from RefSeq and is a predicted model, not a curated record. NCBI's taxonomy places the organism in Eukaryota, Metazoa, Chordata, Actinopteri, Perciformes, Eleginopidae. Gene Ontology annotation, cellular component: Golgi apparatus. Gene Ontology annotation, molecular function: antiporter activity. The transcript has 4 exons. The coding region runs from base 2677 to 3996 and encodes 439 amino acids.
GAAAUCCAGAGAGAAUGUGAUUGAAUUGAUUUCUGUUGUUAAUAGACCUUCAGCUCCUAAACCAACAGGAAAGGUGCGUUCUGCAGAAGCUGCUCUGCUCGUCCCCUCGCUCACUGUGAUUGCCUGCUCCAUAUUAAUGUGCAGCUCCUCGUGAGGAUGGGUUCAGGUCUGUUCCGUUCUGUGUUUUAAGUGAAAUUACUCGGUCUAAUCUGUGCGAGCUGUAGUGAGAGGAAUAAUGGAGGAAGGCAUUAGUUUUCCUAAACCCUCGGCCGGUGUUAAUCUCUCCCGUUUGAACGCCUCUGUUAAUUGGAAGCUAAUGGUCUGCCUCCCCCGUGGCCUGGGAGCUCUGAUUCUCUGAUGAAAUAUUUCAAUUAAAAUAUUCUCCAAGUCAUUUCCACGCCUGUUAGGAGCGAUGGGGAGGUCUCUGUUCCUGAUAAUGAGGAGGAGGAGAAAAGGUGUUGGCAAACUUCCCAACAUUUUUAUCAUUCUUUCUUUCCUUAAAUUAAAAAUAAGAAACAAACUCUAAAUUAUUGUUAAACUGAUCAAUUCAAAAAGUAUAAAUAUGAUUCAUAUUAAAGAAUAAUUAGCAAAUAAUCAAUAAAUAUGUAAAUACAAGUUGUGUUAAAAUAAUGAUUCAAUUAAAGAUAAUAUACAGAGGCAAUAGUAAUCAAAUCAAUAACAAUGAAAGCAGCUCGCUUAAGGUUUCCUUCAGUUUCUCAAACAGAAAAUCUUCAGAUAUUUGAGAUGAUUUUCUAACUCCUCCGCUUGUUGUUGAUAUGACCUAUUUCAGCUGCUUCGUGCUGAUGCGUCCUCACAGAAUCUGUGGAUGUUUUAAUCUGGUUUCUGUUGAUUUCCUGAUUUAAUUUAUCUUAUAAAUCCUUAAUCUGUCACGCUAAUAACGCAGAUUUGAAGUGUUGAGCUGUGAGAAGAGAUGGAGGUAAACGGAGCUAGAGACACAGAGGGAUCUGGUUCUGGUCCAUGUGCUGUGGUGCCACAUUUCAAAGGCUACACACUUUCAUAUUUACAGCAAAAUGCAAUUAAUUUUCAAUGGAAAAUGCAAUGUUUUCCUGUACAUGAAACCAGGUUGCUGCUGCAACAUUGGACGGGAAAUAAAAGUAUAUUUAGCAGAAAUAGAAGAAGGUGAUUUGAUGCUGUUCUGAUAUACCUUGUGUUUAAUGGAUAUCCAAGCAGAGGAACAAUGAGCAUCUUUUGGUAUGGAUGCACAGUCCAGAUGUCCUACAACGAGGAAAAAUGAAGUGUCUUGAAUCUUGUAAAGAAGAGCUCUGGUUCCACAUUUACAAACAAUGCAGUGAAGUCCAUUGAUAGAUAGGACCUCUCCUCUGAUCAGGUCCAUUUAAACCGUUGGGUUUGAUUAGUCGACAGCUACAGCCUGAUAGCGUUAGCCUGUCUUUAUGUGUUCCUCUUGCUCGUUCUGCUGCUGUUUCACAUUUUAGAUCGUAUUGGUGUCCUAAUUAUGUGUAGUUUGGACAGUUUGAAACCCCUUCACCGUACACAAUAACAGGGAACUGCUGUCUGAUCUUUCAUACCUUUUUGUUUUAGGUAUUUUACACUUUGAGAAUUAUUUGCACGUGUCUUUUUUCAUUAGUGUCUUGAGGCACCUGCAUGUUUAAUAUCUGUAUUACGGACACCUGCAUUAUCCUUUAUGUUUAUCUGCAGUUUUAUAAGUUUGAUAUCUCUCUACUGCACACAGCGUGCUCAUGCAAACACAGUGAGCUGCUUCAUGAAUGAAAUGCUUUUAAAGGAGUUUAACUACAGCAUGAAUGAAUGAGUGAAUGGAUCUCAAUGAGGCUUCAUGUAAUUCUAUGGGAGAUGCAUCUUUGUUGGUUCCUCUGGAUGCUGUUAUUAGCUCCCUCCCUCUCUCUCUCUCCCCCCACACACUCUCUCCCCCACUCUCUCUCUCUCUCUUCCCCACACUUCUCUCUCUCUCUCUCUCGGGUACUCAGCCAAGAGGCGCUGCGGCAAAAUGUCAUAUAUCCCGGGCAGCUCUCAGAGGACGGACUCUCCUUUGCUGUACCUGAACACAUCUGCUGCUGCAGGAAACACUUCCUCCUCUUCCUCCUCUUCCUAUCUCAGUUUCUGGAGCUUUCUUUGUUUUCUGAAACAGAAAUGCAGAGAAAAAGUCACCGAUGAAGUCAGUGGAAACUACACGCAGAGAGGAUUUCCUGCUGAAACAAGGAGCCAAACUGCACUUUAAACUGAAGACUGGAGAGUCAGCAGCUGCUGUUCCUCUCCUUCACAUCUCACUUUGAUUACUUCUUCUCUGAAAGUGCAGAUUGAGCCGCUCACACACGCGGUUUCAGCCUCUUCUCCUUCCUCUCCAGCAGCAGCGCGUCGCAGCCGUGCGUAAAAACCUCCAAACCUUCCCCCUGAUCCCCGGGACUCUCCCUCUCUCUCCUCCCCGGGCUGUUGAAGGCACCUUCAGGACUUCCCCCCCCACCCCCACCCCUGAAUGACUCUCUGAAGCCGAGUUUUCAUCCUGUCGUCCUUCCUCUCCUCUCCGUCCAGCCGCGCGUAAAAGCCUCCAAACCUUCCCCCUUAUCCCCGGGACUAGCCCUCUGUCUUCACCCACAGGACUUCCUCUCUCCCACCCCCCCCCCCUGUCUCCCUCCCCACUCCCUCCUCUGAAUGACUCUGUAAAGCCCGCAGCAGAGCACCAUGGAUGUGUUGAAGAGCCGCUUCCUGGGCAUCGGAGUGGCCGUUGCGCACGGCGUGUUCUCCGGCUCCCUGAACAUCCUGCUGAAGUUCCUCAUCAGUAACUACCACUUCAACUACCUGACGCUCAUCCAGCUGCUGACCAGCUCCACCGCCGCGCUCAGCCUGGAGCUGCUGCGCCGGCUGGGGAAGGUCAACGUGCCGCCGUUCAGCGUGCAGCUCUCCAAGGAGUUUGGCCCGGUGUGUAUCCUCUCCACGCUGCAGUCCACCCUGACUCUGUGGUCUCUGCGUGGCCUCAGCCUCCCGAUGUACGUCGUGUUUAAGCGCUGCCUGCCGCUCUUCACGCUCAGCAUCGGCGUGUGCGUGCUGAGGAACGGCGUGCCGUCCGUCGGCGUGGUCAUCGCCGUGAUCAUCACCACAGGGGGCGCUGCACUGGCCGGUGCGGGGGAUCUCACGGGCGACCCCUUCGGUUACGUCACCGGCGUGCUGGCGGUCAUCAUCCACGCCUCGUACCUGGUGGUGAUCCAGAAGACGAGUCUGGACAGCGAGUACGGUCCGCUCACAGCGCAGUACGCCAUCGCCAUCAUGGCCUCGCCGGUGCUGCUGGUGUGCUCCCUGGUCUCCCUGGACACCAUCAACAUGUGGUCGUACGAGGGCUGGAAGGACCCCCACAUCACCGUCAUCUUCUUCUUCUGCGUCUUCAUCGGCUGCGCCAUGAACUUCACCACGCUGCACUGCACCUACAUCAACUCCGCCGUCACCACCAGCUUCGUGGGCGUGGUCAAGAGCAUCGCCACCAUCACCGUGGGCAUGCUGGCGUUCAGCGACGUGGCGCCCACUCGGCUGUUCAUCGGCGGCGUGGCGGUCAACACCAUCGGCUCCAUCACCUACUGCGUGGUCAAAUACUUUGAGACGAAGAAGAAGAGCUUGUACGAGGACCUGGAGGAGGCGGGGAAGGACGGAGCGCUGCCUGGUGAGCCUCACCAAGAGAAACCGGCUCUGAACGGGGAUCCUGGAUCUAAUCCGGGACAAACGGAUGUGGAGGGAACGUUGAGCGGCGAGGGGAAGACGGAGGGAGUGCAGGAAGGCUUGGCUAACGGAGACGCGUGGACAGGAAACGGAGAAGCAGGAGCGAAUCCCCAUGUCAUGACGGAAACAGAAAUGCUGGAGAUGCAGCGGGAACACCUCCACAGGGAGAAGGCCUCCCCCGGCCCCGGUCAGUCGAUCAGUGACAGCUAUGUGGGGGUGUGGAGGUCCAUCAGACAUCUGCAGUUCAUGAAGAAGGACCCUUUGAUCGACAACAUGGAGCAGCAGAGUCCGUAGGGCUAGAAAAGAGACCUGGACAGACUGCUGCAAAAAACCAGAGAAGAACAAACUGUAUGUCCACCGGGACCGUCUCUCAUCAGCAGCGCCGGACAAAUGCCCGCCUGAAACAUGUAUGCUGCCAAACCUCGAUGGGCUUUUUGUGCUAAAAGUUCAAUUUCAUCACACAAGGCUUUGAGAGCAAAGAACCGAAUCAGAGUCAAUGUUUGUGUUUCUAAAGUAAAAAGAGGUUCCUGGUGGAGAAGAGUGGAUGAAGAGUUUUGCGAGAAGCUGCCUGUCAGAGAUACAUUCUGCGGGGACGAGGCUAACGCCGUGUAGCAUGAUUUGCGUCUCCUCGGAUUAGCCUGCUAGUCACUAAAAAAAAGCAGGUCUUGUUGUAAAAGUGCAAAAACAUCCAAUCAGGGAAGAGCAACCAAACAGCAGCAGACGCCUGAGAGUUAAUGUCUUAUUAUUUAAAUGCCUGGGGAACUCUUGUUCCCGCUCGAUUGGAAGAUGUGACAUCUGUAGAAGCAUGCGCUGGUCAGAAAAAAAUGCUAACGGCUCCGGGUGUUUGAGUCUGAAAAGGAGAUAUUCAUGUUUCUGCUGUGAGCUGUUUGGGAAAUGGACCAGAAAUAAGGUGUUCAAUGUAAGGUUCUGCUGUUACGUUAAAAAGGUAUUACAGCUUUUCUGUUUCUGUGCCAUUACCUAACAUGCACACUGGCACAGAACAUUAGCAGUGCAUUCUCCUUAUCAUGUUAGCUUAGCUUAGCAUAAAGACUGGAAGCAGGGAACAGCAGCUUGCAAGUCUCCGUCCAAUUAAAGUCAAAAACAAAAGCAUCCAACACAGGUAAGACUUUCCAAGAUCUCCAAUAUUGAUUCAUGUGGAACAAACCCUUUAAGUCACAGUUGAAGCGGUAGGCAGGGAGGCAUCUCAAGCAGGUUACAUUUAGGCAUCAGCAGUGUGUUCUUGCUGUGUUGCAAGAAUCAAAAGAGUAAUGGCUCCCAUUUGAAGAAAGACCACUAUAGUUUAAUGGAUAAUAAUAUGCGAGGACUGAGGCGAUCGUCUAAAAUGCAAAGUGGGGGUAGUUUGAAUCAGACAGGGUUAGAUUAAGUGUUUCUGUAGGUAUGGGUAUGUUUUGUUAACCUCAUCUGAAACUGGAGAACUACGAGAAAUAACGUCUGUACAUUUCUCUUUGCUAACUUCAGUUUCAUUGGACAGAAAGCCUUUAAUCUGGAAACACAAAUGGAAUACACUCUUUCCCUUCACAAACAGCAGCAUAUAUGGCUAACUAUUGUGCAGAUUAAGAGCGCCUCUGAUUGGUUAGUACUCGUUGUAUUUAUUGGUUGGGUUUGAAGCAUGAGAAGGUCGAUUGGUUCGGGUGAGGGUAAGAAAAUCAAGGGCAUUAAGGGUUUACUAUUUCAUGAAAAAACGUAAAGAAUUGAAUGAAAUUCACCCCAAAAAAAGCCUGACAUUUCCACCAAAGUUUUAAGAUGUUCAACAUGAAACAGAGAUUAAAAUAUUCGAAUGCGGCAACACUUUCUGGUCUUAUGCAAAACCUGUACAGUUUACAGCUGAGCAGGAGCCACAUGUUGCUGAAUUUAGUGAAGAUGUCGGGCAUUUGACAUAAAUUACUGCCUCUUCGUGAAGCCCAGCCUCUCCUCUCACAGUCAGAGGUUUCCGUUCUGUAUCCGCCCUUAACAUAUCUGUUUUAACUCCAAGCCAGAAAGAUGUAUCUCCUCUUCCUCAAACAUUAUCUCCGUCCACACAGAAAAAGCUACCGGCGUCUUCGACUGCGUGUGGAGAGAAAAAGCUGUCAGGCGGUGAUAUUGAUCGGUAUUGAUUUUUCUCCUCACACUCCCCAAACUUCAUUUAACGGUACAAAAGAUCUGAUGUCGCCCGGAGCUGCAGCAGACAGGGUGUGUGCAGCUGCCUCGUCCCUCUGUUGUCUGGACCAUCGACGGUUUACUUAAAAGAUACGUGAGGUUGUUGAAGCAUGACGUGAUUGCUUAUUGUUGCAGGUGUGUGUGUGUGUGUGGGUGAUUUUGAGUCAGUGGGUACCACCACGAUGAACCGUUGAUGUGUAAUGUUUCCCAGUAUGUCCAGGUUUUAUAAAAACGUAAAUGAAUAUAUUUGAAAUGUUUAUUUGUCCCUGACACACAAGUCUAAAGCCUGCUGAAACUAAAUGAAAGCACACGUUCAGAAGUGUUUUAGAGUUCCCUGCAGUUAUUAAUCCAUUUAUUCUGCUUAGUUUGGACCCACCUUUCUCAUCAUUUACAUUAAAGCCAGAUUCAUUUACAUCUUUCAGAACAAUUAUGCUUAAUUUUACACGUCAAAAACCUCCUAAUAAUUGCUAUUUGGCGAGAACCAAUUAUGAACAAAAUGGAGAUCAUUGAAUGAACCCUCCCAAUUAAGAAUUUGUAAUUCAUUGCUACCAUGAACUCCCCUUUUCUAGUUAUUUUAAUGAGUGCACAGCGGAUCGGCUUAGCAUGCAAACAUCUGUCUUAACAUGCUUACAGUUUCAAAUAAUCAGUGAAUAAUAGGGUCACACAACUUAUAUUUCCCCAAUAAUUUACAUAAUUAAUUUAAUUGGACAGUUCUUUUUGUGGAUUCUACGGAAAAAGCUCUUUGCAGUAAAAUGCAGAACUUGUAUUUCUUUUUCUGUCAUCUGUAAAAAAUAAUUGAAGAUUCUGAAGAUGGGUGCAAGCAGCCUGGGGUCAAGACACCCUGUGGAAGAAGCAGAAAGACAUGGCUCUGUUUGGGCAUGGAAAAAAGUAAAUGCUUUUCUCUGAUUCUACCAAAAAAAUGGUUCGUUUUCGUUCGUCCAAAAUGUAAAGGAUGUUCACCAACAGUUAGUUUAGUUGUAACAUUACAAGGUUUUCUUCUGGGUCACUUCCGUUGACAUUUCCCCUUGCUCCCCUUGCCUGCAAACAUGUCCAGUAAUCAGUUCAUGAAGACUCCGUUUCAUCAGGUAACGGACAAAGUGACUUCCAACAACAUCCAUCAUCCAUUUAGUUGAAGUGAGUUUGUAUGGCCCAAACUCUCACCCUGCCUCGUCUUUAUUUAACUCCCUUUUGUCCUAAUUCUUACGAGUGCUGUUUACCUGAGCUUUGGCGUACUGAUAAAGCUAAAUCAUCAACGUACACUCAAAUACAUCUGGCUUUUUGGACAGCAAAAUAUGGGGCUAACGUAAGCCAUCUUAAGACUGGUUUGGAUCUUUAAUGCUGACAUUUGGUGCCAACAGAAGACAUGUAACUCAAGGACUAACUGUUAUAUCUUUGGAAAAUCUGAUCCCACCUUUUUUAAUUCUUUCUUUGCAUCUCCUAAUCCUCAAAAAGCAUUUCAAAUAAGCGGCUAGAAAAUGUCCUCACUCCGUGGGUCUAACGCUGGCAUUGGUCCUCACAAAUGUUAGAAUACAAACACAGUGGGUAUACACAUUGUUCCCCAGGGUGUUUUGGAGUGACUUGGAGAAGAAAACAAAACAAGGAGCAGUCAUUUCCAGGUUGUUUCGUUUAUUUCUGUUUUAUUCAUUUGCACGUAAAGUUAUUGCCCGUGUUUUGAGUCUGUAUUGUUCCUGAGACGGAAAAAAAAGUGUCUGGUGAAGUGAAUGGACCAUCUGCUGUUCGAUUUGCAUGUGAAGUGCAAAGUGAAAUGUUUUUUAACAUAAAGGAAUCUCUCAGUGGGAUGUU